AUGAGCGCCAGCGAACCCAAGAUUAAGAGUAGCUUCAGUCGGUCGGGAGGAUCCACGAGUCCAAGUCCAGGCCCUGAAUCCCAAGACAUGGCUUGGCCUGGCACGUGUGACCCCUUCCCCCUUUCCCCCUCUCUCUUUCUCUCUCCGCACCCAUUCCCGCGCCUCGUCCGCACCUAUUUCGUGCAUUACUUCUCAUCUUUUCGCCUCCCCGCCCACCACUCCUCCCUAUCAUAACUACCUCCUCGCUUUCCUCGUUCUCAAACUCUCGCCAUUCCUACUUCUCUUUUCCUUCCGAUCCUUCUAUCUACUCCUACUACCACCCCUCUUUUAUCUUUUCCUCCCGAUUCUUCAAAUCCACUCUUUCUUUAAUUUGUCUACCAAAGUAACAGAGGGAAAAGAUGCAUGCCUUUUCCACUGAGAAGCAGCAGCUACUCUACUACGGAAGGAACCCUCUUCUCGAUCUCGAUGUCCCUCCAAGAAAGAUCCUCCAUCGGCCUGGCCUUACAAUUUACGUCCCCGAUGACGACCAAGACCAAGAACCCAAGUUCAAUGAAGAAGGGAAGGAGAUAGACGGAGAGGAAGAAGGGGAGGAGGAGGAGGAAGAAGUGGAUACUUACUCGUGCGACGAGUUCCGGAUGUACGAAUUCAAGGUGCGGCGGUGCAUGCGCGGGCGGAGCCACGAUUGGACGGACUGCCCCUUCGCCCAUCCGGGGGAGAAGGCGCGGCGGCGGGACCCACGGCGGUACCACUACUCGGGCGCCAUCUGCCCGGACUUCCGGCGGUCGGGGGCGUGCCCCCGCGGGGACGCCUGCGAGUUCGCCCACGGCGUGUUCGAGUGCUGGCUCCACCCCGCUCGCUACCGCACCAUGCCCUGCAAGGACGGCCGCCGAUGCCGCCGCAAGGUCUGCUUCUUCGCCCACUCCCCUCGCCAGCUCCGCCGCCUCCCCUCUCCCGCUUCCGCCACCACUCCCAUCCCCUCCCCUCGUUUGCCUCACAAGCACUCCUGCUGUGCCGGUUGGCCCGUGGCCUCGUCGCCGACUUCACCGCUGACGGGUUUCUCGUCUCCGAUCUCGUCUCCUAUUUCCCCAUCUGGUGGAGCGUUUCAGCUCUCCAGUCAUACGGGAAAUAAUAAGAAUAAGAAUAGUAGUGGUGGCGGUUGCAAGGGUCAUGGAUGGUUGUUUUCUAGUGGGGUGAUGGGCUACGAUUCAGUAUUGUACGAGGAGGUGAUGAGUUCUCUGGAGGCGAUGGAGCUUUCUGGAGAUGCUGCUGCUGCUUCUGGGAUCAAAGGAAAUGGUUGUCGUUCUUCUUCGAGUUUUGGCCCGAUAGAGGAGAGGGAUUUCGCGGAGCAGCAGAGCAGCAGCAACAGCGGUGGGCCAGAUCUAGAAUGGGUGAACGAGCUGCUGAUGUAAUAGCUGGUGAUGAUGUGAUCAAAGCCGUUGGAUCUGGGAUUUAUGGUGUACAGAGGGGUACUGUCUUAUCUGUUACUAUGUGGUUAACUUUUUUUUUUUUUUUUUCUUUGUUUGUUAAGGUAUGUUUACGUUUGAGAUUUUUGUGCGAGGCCGGGCGGUUUGGGAAGAAUCCGUUUUAUGCACCGCUUCUGAUCCUUGAGUUCUGUUUUGAAUUUUUCUUGUUAGUGAAGUAUUAAGGUGAUCUGUGUGGC
Molecule: messenger RNA, 1660 nt
Organism: Elaeis guineensis (African oil palm)
Lineage: Eukaryota; Viridiplantae; Streptophyta; Magnoliopsida; Arecales; Arecaceae
Product: zinc finger CCCH domain-containing protein 2
Molecular function (GO): metal ion binding
Source: RefSeq, a predicted model, not a curated record